Molecule: messenger RNA, 402 nt
Organism: Ilex paraguariensis (yerba mate)
Lineage: Eukaryota; Viridiplantae; Streptophyta; Magnoliopsida; Aquifoliales; Aquifoliaceae
Source: the annotation of a GenBank genome assembly
AAUGAAUGGCGAAGACAAACUCAUAUAGCCGACCUAAAAUGAUUGGGACAUAAGUCUUGGAUUGGUUUGGUUUGGUUACAAAUAUUGCAGCGAUGCUAUGCUUGCUGCGAGAGAGUGGUAUGACAAUGCUGAGUUGGAGAAGAGUUUGGAGGAUUCAUUAUAUUGCUGUGAUAUUGAUAACGAGAGAAAGAUACAGACUGAUGAGGUAUAUGGUGAUAUUGCGAGAAUGUUUACCGAUGAUAAGUUGAUAUCUGUUCAAGAAGAAGGUAAUAUGAUACUCCAUCACGAAUCUAAGGUAAUUUGCAAUGCUUUUCCUUGUACUUUAGAAGGUAAUAUUUCCCAAAAAAAACCACUGAUGGUUUCUCCUAGGGUUGUUCUUUUUUCUGGGGACGGGCGUGUCAA